This is a messenger RNA of Chinchilla lanigera (long-tailed chinchilla), 3260 nucleotides long. RefSeq names its product calcium activated nucleotidase 1 (gene Cant1). The coding region runs from base 294 to 1499 and encodes 401 amino acids. Gene Ontology annotation, molecular function: UDP phosphatase activity; GDP phosphatase activity; calcium ion binding. The record is from RefSeq and is a predicted model, not a curated record. NCBI's taxonomy places the organism in Eukaryota, Metazoa, Chordata, Mammalia, Rodentia, Chinchillidae. The transcript is spliced from 4 exons. Gene Ontology annotation, biological process: proteoglycan biosynthetic process.
GAAUUGCAGAUAAUCCUGUGUUAUGCAGGUUGAGAGCUCAAGGGAGGUGAGACCUUCUCCAGGCUGUGACAGGGGUCAAGGUGUUUGUUGAUAAGAAUGGUAGUGGCCAGGUGCUGCAGGAAGUCCUGUCCCCUGACUUGGCCAGCAGCAUGGCCCCAGAAGGGAAACUCUUCCCCUCCCAAGAGAAGGGAAGUCUUUUGCUCAAGGUCGCAUAACUAGUAAAUGGCAGAGGGAAGGUCUGGAUCAUUCGGAAGCCUUCAGAGUCAUCAAGGUCCCACCCAACACUCAGUCUGAUGCCUGUCCAGCCCUCCAACCACCUGGAAUGGAAUGAGCCUAUGCACUCCCUCCGGAUAAGUGUGGGGGGCCUUCCUGUGCUGGCGUCCAUGACCAAGGCUGCAGAUCCCCGCUUCCGCCCACGCUGGAAGGUGAUCCUCACGUCCUUUGUGGGUGUUGCCCUCUUCUGGCUGUUCUACUCCCACCGCCCAGCUCCAGGCAGGUCCCCCACCCACAAUGCACACAACUGGAGGCUCGGCCAGGUGCCUGCCACUCAAUACAAUGACACUUACCCCCUCUCAGCCCCGCAGAGGACAUCAGGCGGGAUUCGAUAUCGAAUCGCCGUCAUUGCUGACCUGGACACAGAGUCCAGAGCCCAGGAGGAAAACACCUGGUUCAGCUACCUGAAGAAGGGCUAUCUGACUCUGUCAGACAGUGGGGAUAAGGUGGCUGUGGAAUGGGACAAAGACCACAGUGUUCUGGAAUCCCACCUGGCGGAAAAGGGGAGGGGCAUGGAGCUGUCUGAUCUGGUCGUGUUCAAUGGGAAACUCUACUCCGUGGAUGACCGGACAGGAGUUGUCUACCAGAUCGAAGGCACCAAGGCUGUGCCCUGGGUGAUUCUGUCCGACGGCGAUGGAACCGUGGAGAAAGGCUUCAAAGCUGAGUGGUUGGCUGUGAAGGAUGAGCAGCUGUAUGUGGGCGGCCUGGGCAAGGAGUGGACCACGGCCACUGGGGAAGUGGUGAAUGAGAACCCAGAGUGGGUGAAGGUGGUCGGCCACAAGGGCAGCGUGGACCAUGAGAACUGGGUGUCCAGCUACAACGCUCUGCGCGCCGCUGCAGGAAUCCGACCACCAGGCUACCUCAUCCACGAAUCGGCCUGCUGGAGCGACACUCUGCAGCGCUGGUUCUUCCUGCCGCGCCGGGCCAGCCGUGAGCGGUACAGUGAGAAGGACGAUGAGCACAAGGGCACCAACCUCCUCCUGAGCGCUGCCCAGGACUUCGGGGACAUCUCCGUCCGCCACGUGGGUGAGGUGGUCCCCACGCAUGGCUUCUCGUCCUUCAAGUUCAUCCCCAACACUGACGACCAGAUCAUUGUGGCCCUCAAGUCUGAAGAGGACAGCGGCAAGGUGGCCACCUACAUCAUGGCCUUCACACUAGACGGGCGCUUCCUGCUGCCAGAGACCAAGAUUGGAAGCGUGAAGUACGAAGGAAUAGAAUUCAUUUAAAUUAAGGCAUUCCGACGUCGGUCACGGCUGAGAGAGACAGUCUUCGCUGCAAUGGAACUGAGGUUUUAUAAAAACCAAAGGACUGCACUUUUGUUUUGUCUUGUUCUUUUUGUAACCAUGAAGUGUGUGCCUAGCUUAGGGAUUUCCAGAAUGGGGAUUCAGACCCAGGGCAUGUGAAGCAGCUGAACGUGUCAUGGGAGGUGUGAUGUCCUGGAGCUGGGAUGGCCCCUCAGGAUUUUUCUGCCAGAGCCUCUCAGCACUGCCACCUGGUGGUGGACAUUAAUCACUAUAUAUAGACACCUUGAUAGGGGCCUGGCCUUGAGUUCUGCCCUGCUCUUCCAUCUGACCUGUCUUUCCUGACUUCCCGUGAGUUCUCUGUUCAGUACCUAUUUCUGGAGCACCUGCAAUGCUAGACGCUGUGCCCUGCACCGGGAACAGCGGUGAGCAAGAAGUGUGCCUGCCCAGGAGGGACUCCAGACCACCCCACUUCGUGCUCCUCUGGGAGCCUUGGGCAUUCCAUGUGUCCUGCCAACCUUGGGAGUUAAUGUUUACACUGCAGGAUACAGGCACAGUGAGGGUAGCCUGUAGGGACACGCUGCCCACACUUCCCAGAGAGCCACACAUGAAACGGUAGAACUUCCCUUGCCAAGGACUCAACUUCCUCCCUUCUGAAAGUGCUAUAUAGCACUUUGAGGUUUUAAUUAUUAACUUGUUUUUAUUGAGGCAGUUUCCUCGCAUAAAACAGAAUCACCAGAUCUUAUCACACAGGGCAAAGUCACAACAAAUUUGCUCCCAGCUUCAAGGAAAUUGUCACUAAGCAGCCACAGUUGGCAAAGCCAGUUCACAGUAGAAGUUUCUGAGUCCUUGGCAUGCUGCUGUUUUCUAGCCACUUCCAGAAAGUGCCAUGUCCUUCAAGACUUACGAAUGACUUGAAUGUGUUACUCCCAGGAGGGGCCCUAGCUUCCCGUAGCCCUGCAGUUGAGCCUUGACCCAGGCCUGCUCUGUUCUGGAGAUCAUCCCCGUCAUCUCCUGGGGUCUCCACUACCACCUCUUCCCAGUGGACACUUCACACAGACCUUGGCUCCUUUUAGGUCCCUGCUGUGUCCUCUUGAGACUCUGGGGCAGAGACAGGGGAUCAGGGCAGAGGCUGGUGGGACUGACGUGGAGAAGGGACAUCAUAGCUCUCCUCCCCAUGGCAACUACCUCACCCCAUGUCACCCUUCAGGAUAGCAGAGGCACCAUGUUGAGGGGAGGCCCCAGGGCUGUGACUGGCCGUGUUAACCUUCACACACCUCUUCCACUUAGGAACUUAGGAUGCCUGCCUAGAAGAGCUAGUCAGUGAGCUCUCUUCUGGCUGUCUCAUCCUCACACUUCAGGAGAACAGCAGAAGAGAAGCCACAUUAUUGUGACAUUUCUCUGGAGCUCAGCUCCUGCUGGGCACAACUUGGAAGACCCACAUCUCUUGUACCUAUGCCUUGCUGGGCAGUCUGAACCCCUCAACAAAUGUCAGUGAUGUUGGGUUGUGUGAUUUUAAAAGUAGAGAUGAACUUAGGAGUGGGGAGGACGUGGGACAGUCACUAAAUUGAAGCAUUUCUAAUGUGUUGUUGGCCCAGAGUGGAGCAGCAUUUUCACACAGUGAUUUUUAAAGAUUUUAAAGCUAGCCUUUCCCUCAGCAUUUGCUACUGUCAACAUAAUGAUUGUGUUCCUGCCCUCCAAAUCCAUUUGUUUUAUAAACUAUAAUAAAGUGUCAGAAGGAAAUGA